Messenger RNA from Volvox carteri f. nagariensis, 1660 nucleotides. RefSeq lists its product as uncharacterized. The transcript has 7 exons. NCBI's taxonomy places the organism in Eukaryota, Viridiplantae, Chlorophyta, Chlorophyceae, Chlamydomonadales, Volvocaceae. Bases 3 to 1247 code for a protein of 414 amino acids. Gene Ontology annotation, cellular component: Rad51B-Rad51C-Rad51D-XRCC2 complex; centrosome; replication fork. Gene Ontology annotation, biological process: telomere maintenance; double-strand break repair via homologous recombination; reciprocal meiotic recombination. The record is from RefSeq and is a predicted model, not a curated record. Gene Ontology annotation, molecular function: four-way junction DNA binding; ATP hydrolysis activity; ATP-dependent DNA damage sensor activity.
GAAUGCGUUGGGAGGAACUCAGCAGCAGCAUCCCCCACGGAGUGCUUCAAAGCCUUGCGCGUACAUAUUCUUCUGUUGAGGCUUUACUAGUGAAUCGCAGUAAGGCCUUGGCUGCAACACCGGCGCAUGGUAAUCACAAGGGGGGUUCAGUGGCCUUGGAGGGCAGUCCAGGCAUCGAUGACGGCACCUUGGCGGCGGUGGAGGCGGUGUUGGAGGCACGCCUUGCCCCGCAGUGGUGCAGCGGAGCGACACUGAUGCAUGAGCUGCGGCACUCCAUACAGGUGCUGCCCACGGGCUGUGCAGCUAUCGACACGCUGCUGGGGGGGGGCCUCCGCGAGGGCACGCUGGUGGAAGUGGCGGGGGAGACCGGCAGCGGCAAGACGCAGCUGUGCCUGAGCGCCGCCGCUACCACUGCCUACCGCGGCGAGGCCGUGCUGUACGUGGAUUGUACAGGCAGCUUCGCACCUGAGCGCAUCGUGCAGAUGGCGGAGGCGGAGGCGGCAGUAAGCUUGGGCGCCGAACCGCAGGCAGUCGAGGGGGAGCUAGCUUCGCGCGUCCUGAGCUGCAUCUCCGUCCUGCAACUCUCCAACGUGUACGACCUAUUGGGCCGCCUGGACUGGCUAGGGGCAACCCUGCAGCUACAGCAACAACAGCAGCAGCAGCAGCAGCAAGGGCGGCAAGCGGGUCUUCGACAGGUGCAAGUGCAGGGGCAGGGAAGCGACGGUGUGACCUUGCGGCAUGGCAGCGGCACCGAUGGAGCAGUGGGCGAGGUGCCGCGGGGAGCCCGCAUAGGCCCACGGCUGUUGAUCGUCGACUCGGUGUCGGCGUUACUGAGCACCGUGGUGGGAAGCAACCAACACACGCAAGGCACUACACUGUUGGUUGCCACGGGCCGCACUCUCAAGGAGCUUGCGGAGCAGCACUCUAUUGCAGUUUUGGUCACCAACCACGUCACCAGCACCGGCCCGAUGACGUGGGGCGGUGGAGGCGGCAGGGGCGGCGGCGGCGGUGGUGACGGUGUUGCUGCGGACCGCGGCGUCAGUGCAGCAGCGGCGGUGGGUGUUGCCGGCCUCAAGCCGGCGCUUGGGGAGCAAUGGCGGCCUCAGCCCCAUAUGCGCGUGCAGCUGUCCAUCGAUGGGUCGCAACCGCCUGAAUUGGGUGUGCGGAUAGCAACGCUGACAGCAUCGCCACUACAGGCAUGCGGCCAAAAGCUGGAGUUCCGCAUUGUUGCCUCGGGGCUUGUGUAAGCCGACGACGCUACCUAUCUCAUUCCGUUCAUGGCGUGUCGAGCCGUCCACCGCGCGCGAUGGACCCCAGCACGAGAGCUUCGGAAACAAGUCCAGAUUCGUGAUUGGCGAGGACGGUGUCUUUGGACGUCGGGGAAUUAGUCAAGAGAUUAGAAGACCUCACGCAUGUGCAUUAGGGGCGAUGGCGUGAGGUUUGUGUCGACCAUAGCUUCAUUAUACAUAGUAUGUAUCAGCACGCGCCGAGUCACAUCACUGCAACAUAGGAUGACCCAAGUCUGCACCUCCGUACACACAAGUCUUCGAAAUCGACGACGCUAUAGAUGGCCGUACAGUUUAGGGAUGCUGCUGCUCACUCGAUACCACAACCAAAUCCAUGUGCAAUACAAUCUAUGUGUCAAUAUCUGCAUGCUGCC